UCGCUGGCUUCUCCGUCACCCUCAUUCCCCCAAACUGCGCACGCCCCCUCGACGACCUGCCCGUGAUAUCCCUUCUUCACCUGGACUCUGUGUUUGUUUUGAAUGUCGCUUUCGAUGUCGUGAGAUGGUUACAGUUGGUGGCGGUGGCGGUUAUCAGCAUUCCGCUCAGGUUCUCUCUACAAACGACGCGACGCAUCUCCAAUUACGGCCAACAGACGUGACUGAGUUCAAUCUGAGUUGAAUGUGAUUUGUCGACUGUCGCGAGCUCUUUCACCAUGGCGCAACUACCGCCUCAGUCGCAACACUAUGCCCCCUCCUACUCACCUCCGGGGCCAUCGCCGUCGCCAGGUGCUCCGUCGCCAGUCCCAAGCGGCGGGAUUCCUCCACCUCAGAAGCGACAACGUCUCUCUCCUCUUCCACAAUCCCAGUCGCCGUACGCCUCGCCCAGCUUCGGCACUCUUCAACUCCCACCCAACCAGUCUGCACCAUACAACGCCAAUAAUCUCAAUGGUGUCGCGCCUCCACCAUCUCCAGCCCCUCCUCCCUCAGGCACGAUGGGUCCUCCGUCGAGACCGGUUGAGAAAGCUACGGAUGCUGCUGAGUUGACUGACGUGCUGGCAUCAUCGGGAAUCGACGUACGCGAGGAAGAAGCUUUCCUAACUAGCAGCUAUUCUGGCCCGGGUGUCCAGGCCCAACAACCUCCUCGACCUCAACAGCCCCCCGCCCCGCAGCAACUUCACCAUCAACCACCGCCUCCACCCACCGCAGUCAAUACCUCAUUUACCUCUCAAGCUUCGACCGGCACUGCUCCUUCUACGCCCAGUUUUGGUGACAACUCAUACUAUAAACCACCUGCGACCCAGGAUUCCUUUCGCACGGAGCCCGCGUCACAGCCACCCGCUCCUUUCAAAGACCCCAAUGAACCAACCCGGGAGGAUAGUGAAGCGGCGAGACGUGCGCAGUAUCACCUCCAACACUCGUUUCUGUUGACCAAGGUUUUGGAGCAGAAGUUGCAGAAGCGAGGCUUUGAGCUGGGCGUUCGGAUCCCGGCGGAGGGUCUCUAUCACCCGGUACCCGGUCGUCAACAGCCUAUUGAAGUGACGGGACCCGAUGGUUCAUCUAUCAUCCGGUCUGGUCAGACGAUCUUGAAUCAGACGGGGGCUCCCCUGCUCGAUAUUCUGAGUCUCAUGUCGAUUGCCUGCGAGGAGCGUUUGCGCUCAGUUGUGGACUAUUCUUCUACACUGGCGAGAAGUCGCCGCGCACACUCCCACGGUGUGGUCCCCGCUGAUUGGAAGGAUCUGGCGUCUGCAGGUAGUGCGACGAAUGGUAGUGCGGAUAUUCCCAGCACGCCAGCCAAACGUCCCAACUCAGCAGCCGAACAGCCGGGUACGAGAUCUUUAUUAGACAAAUACCGCAUCAUUGCGGACAAGGACAACUCUAGUGAAGACGCCCGGGCGCGCAAACGGGCCAAACGAAGUGCAAGCGCCAUUCUUGGGGACGGAGUGACCAGCCGCGCCGAGAGUGUGGACGUUCCUGGCUCUGAGGCCUCAACACCGAUUGGGGAGAAAGCGCCCAGCCUGGACAGGAAGGGACUCACCAAAAAAGAAGCCAAGAAGCUUAUGGAUGCCAAAGCCAGCGAAGCCCAACAACACCAGCAAUCCGUGGAAACGGCACGAUUGGCGACCAACAGCAUGCUCUCGGGCCGUAUGUUCGGCGCGAAGAAGUCGUAUUCCUGGUUGAAUCGCGGACCGGCUGCAGGUAGUGGUUUCUCCACGCCAUCCCGCGUCAACACGGCCACGCCUACCGUCGGCAGCGAAAAGCCUGGUCGCUCGGGCGAGCCCGCACCGGCCCCCGCGAAGCGACUGGGCACCUGGCGGGAAGAUAAGGAGAAGGGCGCUGGGAUCCAGGUUCGGGAUAUUGUCUUCAUGCUUGAGCUUGACGGACGUGGGCCCCGCCAUGUGCAGAAAGCCUAUUCGAAGGAUGUGAAGGAGGACCGAGCAGAUUGAGGGGGCGGUUCCUUUGCCACUGCGCAGGAUCGUGGUUUAUCUGGCAAAGUGGGUAGACUCGGCGGCGUUGCCCAUGAUGUUUUCUUCCCUUGGAUGCAUGAGCGUUUGAGCUUUUCCUUUUUCUUGUGAGCAAAUGGGGUGAUGGAAUCAUUUCGUUCUUGCAGUUGAUAUCGUGACACUCUUACUACUACCCAUGUCUUUUCAAUUUGCUAUGGUUCUACGGCCUGCUAGCUUUCGGGGAAUAAGCGAGAAGAGGGACAGAAGUGAUAACUGAACUGUCAAAUGAGAAAAAAAG
Molecule: messenger RNA, 2301 nt
Organism: Aspergillus saccharolyticus JOP 1030-1
Lineage: Eukaryota; Fungi; Ascomycota; Eurotiomycetes; Eurotiales; Aspergillaceae
Exons: 2
Coding region: 276-2006 (576 amino acids)
Source: RefSeq, a predicted model, not a curated record